Molecule: messenger RNA, 2536 nt
Organism: Microbotryum saponariae
Lineage: Eukaryota; Fungi; Basidiomycota; Microbotryomycetes; Microbotryales; Microbotryaceae
Source: the annotation of a GenBank genome assembly
AUGAAAGCCCACGCCAGCUCAUGGCGGACCACGCUCAGCCUUACCCUGACCAUAUCAAUGCUGGCCCCUUUCCCGUCCUCCUCGAGGUUCGCUCGGGCCGGACGAGCGGGCAAGGCGAACACGUUCGAGAUCGUUGGCGAGACGGGGUAAGUCCUCAAGGUGGAGGAGCGGAUGAGUAUCGUAUAUGUUCUGGCUGAUGAGUUCUUCUGAGCGGUGGAACGUAGAGCAAGCGCUCAACAACUCUUUUUGGGGGUGAGUCACGGGGGGGGGACCGAGCUCGCUGCCCGAUGUUUCCGGUCACGAAGGUGGAAAGGGGGAGUGAUGUUCAGUCAACUGAUCUGGAAGGCCUCCUCGUAAUGGUGUACUACAGACUCCGAACAAGGUGAAUUAGAUUGAUCGGGAUAAGUGUGGUACUCUUUUGUGCUGAUUCAUCUUUCUGUUCGCGUACGUUCUCGCUGCAGGUCUAUAUCGUCGACAAAACGGAAAACAAUAGUAAGUCGCAGCCUGCAUUUGUUCGUGAUCAGUGACCUUGGACCUGGCUCAUUUUCGUUCAUCCCUUUUCAGCCGCACAGGUCGCAGGACAUGCUGCUGUGAGUAGGGAUGAUCGACCAUCUUCUGGCCUGCGGUGGGCUGCUGAUGCCCGACCCCUAGCUCUCCUCAGUGGGCCGUCGAAUACGACAUCCUCAAGAACACCUACCGUCCCCUUGACGUGAUCACCAACUCCUUUUGCGCGGGCGGUAACUCUCUCGGCAACGGUUCCUGGAUCAACCUCGGUGGGAACCAAGCCAUCACCACCGGGGGGACGAACACGUCCGAUGGAACGGGGGCUUAUAAAGAUUAUGCGGGGGGUAGGACGGUAAGGAUCUUGACGCCUUCGGAUGAUGGGGGGGCGGAAUGGUACGAGGACAAGUAUGGGAUGCCGGUCAAUCGGUGGUAUCCUUAUAUUGAAACCCUCGAGACGGGAGAUGUUGUGAUUUUUGGAGGUGAGUUGGAGAACGGUCUGCUGGUUCUUGGUCGUGGCCCCUGACAGCCAUGGGCUAAGUUCUUUCCAGGUGAACUUUACGGCGGCUUCGUAAAUGACGUUGGCGGGCAUCAGAACGUUCCCACCUAGUCAGUACUCCCUCCUCCUUGACCCUCAGAGUAUGGCAGGACAUGCACUCACAGCUCCCUCCUCAACAGUGAGUAUUGGCCGUCGCGAGGCGCGCCCGUCAACUCGACCUUCUUGGCCACAACCCAGCCGGCCAACCUGUACCCUCUCAGCUUCCUCCUUUCGAAUGGUCUCAUCUUCAUGCAAGCGAGUUGGAAAGCCCAGCUUCUCAACCACAGCUCGGGUGCAGAAACCCCUCUCUCCGACAUCCUCUUUGCGCAAAAGACCUACCCCGCUUCAGGAGCAACGGCGAUGUUGCCCUUGACCGUGGCGAACGAUUAUAAGAUCACGCUCUUGUUCUGCGGUGGGAUGAAACCCGAGCGUGAUGAUUGGAACAAGGAUUUGUGGCCCAUCAUCGACACCGACACUUCGUCUUCGUGCGUGUUCAUCAACCCCGAAGAUGGGCCUGGAGCGACUUGGCAAAUCGACGACGACCUGCCUCAAAACCGAGGUAUGGGCAACUUUAUCAUCUUGCCCGACGAGCGACUCUUGCUCUUGAACGGCGUCGGCAAAGGUUCGGCUGGAUACGCCACCGAUGUCAAAUGGACGAUCGGGCAAUCGUUUGCUCAAGAUCCAGUCUACCAACCCGCUUACUACAACGCGAGCGCACCCCCCGGAACUCGCUUCAUGACCGCCGGUCUACCCCGUUCGACCAUCGCUCGCAUGUACCAUUCCUCCGCGACCCUCUUAGCCGAUGGGUCCGUUUUCCUCGCCGGAAGUAACCCCAACGCCGACGUCAUUACCGAAUUCAACAACGCUUCUUACCCAUACAAGACCGAGUACCGCGCUGAGAUCUUCUACCCUUCUUACUACGACCAACCUCGUCCCGUCCCUUCCAAAGUCCCCACAACGAUCUCGUACGGUGGAACGCCAUUCGAAUUCGAUCUCCCCGCUUCUUCGCUCAACGGCGUCUCACCAGCCAAGAUCAAGAUCUCCGUCAUCCGAACGGGUUUCUCGACUCAUUCCAUGAACAUGGGGAUGAAAUCCAUUCAACUCCGUCACUCCUACACCACCCAUCCAAACGGUUCAGCAACGAUCUACGUCGCUCAGAUGAAACCCAACCCGAGGUUAUUCCAACCCGGUCCGGCGCUCUUCUUCGUCACUGUUGAUGGGGUUCCGAGCGUGGGCACACCGGUGAUGGUGGGGAAUGGCAAGUUGGGCGUGCAACCGCUCUUGCCGGAGUCGGUUUUGCCCGCCGGGAGUAUUCUUGGGAGUGGAUCGCCCGGAUCGUCGCCGCAUACACCGGGCAAGUCGAUCAUGUUCAAUGUCCCUAUUGCUCCUCCGCGUUCGUCGGUCAGCUCGGCCUCGACGGUCGGUAGCAAAGGGUUCACGGGUGCGGCGUUCGCCACCACCCUAGUGUUCGGUAUUGCAGGCAUGCUUCUGGUUUGA